Molecule: messenger RNA, 1116 nt
Organism: Fusarium subglutinans
Lineage: Eukaryota; Fungi; Ascomycota; Sordariomycetes; Hypocreales; Nectriaceae
Exons: 2
Coding region: 1-1116 (371 amino acids)
Source: RefSeq, a predicted model, not a curated record
AUGGCCGACACUAUCAAGGCCCUACCAACUCCGCCCCCGCAGUCAAGCAAGAACAAGAACGAGAAACGAGUCCUACGCGCCAAGGAGCGAAUAUGUGCAGCAGCCGGCUUCGAGCCGUCGGAACUCUUUGGCAAGCAUGCUCCUCGGUCCUGGGGACAGAGCCUGAUCGAGAACCUCGCCCAGAUUAUCCAGCUGGCCAGCAGUGGAAAGGCUGGCAUUACAGUACAACAAGUAGUCGCUCGAAUCAAAGAAGAGGCGAGCCGUGACCCGACGGGGUUGAUUACAAACAAUAUUGUCAAUAAAGUCAAGGCGGAGAUCCAUGCGAAGUCACAGGAAUGUGUGCUGCAAGACGAGGAGGAUGGGAUGGAAGAAUCUGACCAGGAUGCGCCCAUGACCUCGUCGCCAUCCAAGGAUCGACCUCUCAAAAGACGCCGCAAGAAUCUUGCGACCGAACCCAAGCCCCCAGCUGCAGGUACAGAGGACACAGGUGAUGAUGAAGGCGAACAAGGUUCUCGAGCCAUCAGCUCGUCAAUCGCCGAAGCAAAAGGCCCCCUACCGAUCGAGGAAUACCGCAAGCGCAUUGCUGCACACCAACGCCGCCUCGAGCUGUUCAAAACCGACCGCGACGCGGCACAAUCGCGAAUCGACCAAACGGAUACACUUAACAACGCUCUCCGAGAUGCCACAACAAUCCACCACAGCGCCCGCCUGAGUGCCCAAGAGUCCGAGGCCGCGCUCGCCGAGCUCGAGGCGCUGGUCGCAAACCAUGGAGACAUCCUCCCAGCCUCAGUCCGAAACAGCAUCCCCGAAGCGAAACAGACAUUAAACGAGGCGAAGCGCAAAGCUGAAGAAGCAGAACUUGUCAUGACAGCGGCUCAAAAGAAGGUAGAUGACCAGACGGAACAGGAACCAGCGCUCCAGGAUACAGUUGUGCUAAUGCAGGAGGCUGUUGCGGGCUGUGUGGACGACAUUGACAAAGAGCAAAAGGACAUGGAUGCGGCGUUGUGCAUGCUGAGUAUGCAGCGUUUAAGCUGGGAGGUCUUGAGGGCAAAGCCGGUGGAGCAGGUGAAUGACUUGCGGUCGCUGAUUAAUGACAUUUUGGCGUCUGGGGAAUAA